This is a messenger RNA of Symbiodinium sp. CCMP2456, 393 nucleotides long. Lineage: Eukaryota; Dinophyceae; Suessiales; Symbiodiniaceae. The record is from the annotation of a GenBank genome assembly.
GCGAACCAUCGCAUUCCCUCGGUCGAGGUACGGCUAGGUCCGCUGCCGCAACAAGGCAGAGAAGAUAAGACCUACAUCGUCGAUCUGGCGGGAAACACUGCGCAAAUCUUGGACAGGCUGAGGGAGGCUUCUGAGGACUGCCACAGAUACAGGCGCCUGGAGGUCCUUGGUUUUCCAGUGGUUGCGUGGCAUGUUCUCCCCUCCUUGCUGGAGGAGCUUCCAAACGUGCGGGAGGUGGCCUUGGCGGAUUGGGGACAGGAUGAAGCUUUACUGGACUUUCUGAAGACACUCGGUGAUGUGCGCUCCACUGCAAAGAUCGUCUUCGAGGAUGGCUCUCAGGUGCAGAUCUCAGACCUCAGACGCGUAGAGGACACUGUGGAAGAGAUGGACUGA